Molecule: messenger RNA, 1458 nt
Organism: Salvelinus namaycush (lake trout)
Lineage: Eukaryota; Metazoa; Chordata; Actinopteri; Salmoniformes; Salmonidae
Product: growth arrest-specific protein 7-like
Exons: 14
Coding region: 1-1458 (485 amino acids)
Biological process (GO): neuron projection morphogenesis; actin filament polymerization
Cellular component (GO): plasma membrane; actin filament; cytoplasm
Molecular function (GO): actin filament binding
Source: RefSeq, a predicted model, not a curated record
AUGAAGCUGUACUUCAAGAUCAAGCCCCUUCUGAAGAGUGCAGAUAGUGAAAAGGAGGUGGAGAAGAUGGAGGACUUCAUCACAUGUAAGGAGGACCUGGCAAAGGCAGAGGCCAAGAGAAAGGAACUGGAGGAGAAGAUGGUUUUUCUGUUCGCGGAGAAACAAAACCUCAUGUCACAAGUUCAAUCUAAGCCAGCGGCCACCAGCCCUGCACCGGGGGAUGAGACUAAGAGUGUCCCUCUUCCCCAAGGUUGGAGAUGUUACAUGUCACCCGAGGGAUGCAGGUACUACGUCAACACUGGCAGCAAAGAAACAACAUGGGAACGGCCCUCCGCUACUUAUGGAACCCCAGUGAGACCACCGGCACAAAGGAACUCCUUACCCCCUGUAGUCAAUGGAACACCUUACACCACAGGAAGUGCUAUGCAUCCCACGGACCCCCCUGGCAUGCCCCUACGGAGAGCCACUAUGGACAAACAGAACCCGGGGAACAAUUCACCAGUCAAGAGGCAAAACAAGGAGAUCAAGGAGACCAAGAUAACAAUCAACUGCGUCACCUUCCCGCUGCCCAGUGUGACGCCAGAUCAGCCAGAGCAGCAGCUACUGAAGCCCAAUGAGUGGAGCUACUGUGACUACUUCUGGACUGACAAGAAGGACCCCCAGGGGACCCCCUCUGUGGGCGGCUUUGAGGUGCUGCUGCAGAAACAGCUCAAGGGCAAACAGAUGCAGAAAGAGAUGGCUGAGUUUGUCCGGGAGAGGAUAAAGAUUGAAGAUGAAUACUCUAAGAACCUCUCCAAGCUCUCCCAGAGCCCCUUGGCUGCUCAGGAGGAAGGAACCCUUGGGGAAGCUUGGGCCCAGCUGAAGAGGAGUUGUCAUGACGAGGCUGAAGUCCACCUCAAGUUCUCCAACAAGCUCCAGUGUGAGGUAGAGAAGCCCCUGCUGACGUUCAGAGACAACUUCAAGAAGGAGUUGAAGAAGUACGAUCACCACAUCAUAGACCUCAGGAAGCAGCUGGCCAGCCGCUAUGCAGGCGUGGAGAAGGCCCGUAAAGCCCUGGCAGACCGGCAGAAAGAUCUGGAGGUGAAGACUCAGCAGCUGGACAUCAAGCACAUGAACAAACACGAGGAAGACAUCAAGAAGGCCCGGCGGAAAUCCACACAAGCAGGUGAUGACCUCAUGCACAAUGUGGACCUGUACAACCGGGCCCAGUCCAAGUGGUUUGAGGAGAUGGUCACCACAAGCCUGGAGCUGGAGAGACUUGAGGUUGAGAGGGUGGAGAUGAUACGACAACAUUUACGCCAGUACACAACGCUGCGACAUGAAACUGACAUGUUCAACCAAAGUACGGUGGAGCCAGUGGAUCAGCUGCUUCAGAAUGUGGACCCAGCCAAAGACCGAGAGCUGUGGGUGCAGGAGCACAAGACCGGGGAGCUCCGCCCUGUGGACAUGGACAUAUAG